UUCCCCCCCCCCCACUCCUGUAUCUUUACAUUCACAGAUUUCUCCCCCUUUCCCAUUUCUAACCAAGCUUGGUUCUGACAGCUUGGUUCAUGCACGUGUUGAACCUGUCUGUCAGGGAACAAAGCGCCUGUGUGUGUUUUUUACACACACCCCGCGUGCUUGAGAAGGACAAAAAAGAAAAGAAAUCUCCACCCUGGAAAGAAAACUCAUCCGGGAGGAAACUUUGGGAAUGAGUGAUGCAACUCAUUCAACCCAUCGCAAUGCUUUGAAAUGAACCUGGAGACUAACAGAACUACUCCGGAAUAAAUAUUUUGGAAAAGAAGAUGUGGCUGGGAAAACCUCAUUUCUUAGAUUCACAGGGCACUGAUUUCAUCAGAGGAAGAUGACAACUAAGUUCAGCUACAGAUACUUCACUGUACGGUUCAAUAUCCUGGACUCUCGGAAAGUGGAUUAACUCAAAAGAGGCUAAGAAUGUCAUAUGGGGUCUAAUUAAGGCACAAGGUAAGGCAACUGUGUUUUCCUGACAUGGUUGAUCAGGUUGCCCUCUUCCCUGAUCAAAUCAUGCAUCACCACACACAAGCGUCACACAAUUGGGGAUCACUGUGUGUCACUUUUAAUGUCCUCCCAUCUUCUUGAAAGGAAAAUGAGAGGUACACUGUCCCUUCCUCAGAUUUUGACUUCUUUUCUACCAGAGCAAUAAAUAAAUAAAUGCAUAAAUGACUACACACAUCCCUCUCUUCUACAUCCUUUUAUUUUCAUCUGCUGAGGUGACACUUAAAAAGGAGAGAGAGAGGGAGAGAGAGGGAGAGGAAGAGGGAGAGAGAGGAGAGGAAGAGAAAAAUGGAGGAGAGGGAGAGGAAGAGAGAGAUGGAGGGAGAGGGAGGGAGAGGAAGAGGAAGGAAGAGAGAGAGGGGGAGAGAUCCUAGAAAGAGUCCAUUUUAAAACGGCCUUUCAAGGAUUUUGUCUCAGAUAGAAAGAAUCAAGAGUUCAUUAAACCUUUCAAGUGUCAUGGCUGGUCAGGAUGUUAACUUAAGGUUAACACUCUUGGGGCUGUUUCAGACUAAAAAUGAUCCCUAGAAUUUUUUCUGGGACCGGGAUGCGGACAUGGUCCUCCAUCGCUUACCCUAUGCCAGUUAAACCUGAUGCCUGAAAGUGUCACAAACUUUAUCGGAAGCUCUGCUCCCUUGUUCGGAGCAUCAGGUAGCUUCUCUCUUGCCAAUACAGAGAGCAGAAGCAGGUCACGGGGGGGGGGGCUGUUCUCCUCACAGCCCUUUGCAACCGCCAGUCUUCCUGUCAGCCCAUCACCAAUGAAGUCAGCGGGAGCCUGUCCUUGUUAGAAAUCUUAUUUGCACGAGAGGAGAGUGCAAAUUACCAUCUCUCUCUUCAGCCCUGGACUUCCAGGGGGUUGAAGGAGCAGAAGGAAAGAUGCAAGUUUAAAAACGCUGCCAUGCUGGGACUCUUCCAAGAUUAAUGAGACGUAACCAGGAGAACGAAUAGAAAUCGGCCAGCAUAAAGAAUGACAACAUUCUGGGCGCUCUUUGUAGUAUAAUCGCAGCAAACAGAGAAACAAAAAAUGUUGUUGAAUGCGACAUUUACAAAGGAGUUGCGGUUUUAUGAUGUCACAUGUAUUCGGAACAGAUGGACCCACAUAUAAGGCUGAAAAAAGCUGGCUUACUUGGAAACCGCUCCUGGACUUUCUGCUCGAGACAGUGGCACUCACAAACCCCAUCUCAGUUGCUUGCCAUUCAAACGCUGGCAGGUAGGCUAGGCUUUACAUGAGCCACCACGCGUGGAUGGAAACCUACCAAGCCGACAUCAGGAAAGAGAUGAAGAGUGGAGAAGACAAUUGGGAAGACUUCAUACAUGCAACUGCAGCCAAUUUCCACUCCAUGUGACACGGGGAGAGCUGCUAAUGAAAGUCACUCUAGCAAAAGACCACCUUGUGCCAUGUCCACACAGGCAGUUGUCUCAGCAAAACACAAAGAGCUGUAAAGUCUUAACAGUCCUUAUCCAGCGUCGCAAGGGCCAAUCAAGUAGGAGGGGGCGUGGCCGGCACCCCGGACCGGUCCGGAUAAGAGGAGUUUUUUUUUUUCCGCUUCCGGGAAUGCCACGUGCGAAGCCGGUUGCAGCCGGGAUAUCUUCUAGCACCAAAUUUGUGCCAGGGGUGAUGAGCCCAACAAAGAUCAACCAGGUAGGGAGCCUGGGGAAGAUGAAUGUCCCGCUUGUCAAAUGCCCCUAUACCAGAACGGAUCUAAACCAUAAUCUCAAUCAACUUUGCUCGGAUGACAAAGCUGGCAUUCAGAAAAAAAAGAAAAGCCAGAGGCUCCAGCGCUACUUGAUGCGCAAAGCAGUGGAGCAAAGUGGACACCUAGCAGCCCGAACAAAGGAGACAGGCCUUGCUAGGACCAGAGAGGUCUCUGAAAUGUCCGUGGGAAAUGGAGGUAACCAGUUUCACCAGAAGGAUAUGAUGACAACUCAGGAGAAUCCUUCCACAUCUGGUGAAGCUGUGUCCAUUUCCUCUGAGGAACUAGCCAGGCAGCCAUCGUCUUCCCAAGGUCUUCAGAACCUGCUAGCCCGCCCCAGCAUCUCAGAAAAAAGGCCUGCUUCCUUCCUGCGUCAGACACCUCAGAAAUCUGUGAAGCGUGUGGCCAUUGACUGUGAAAUGGUAGGCACGGGUCCUUCUGGAAAGACGAGCGAGUUGGCACGCUGUACGGUGGUGAGCUAUGAUGGUGAUGUGAUUUAUGACAAAUACAUUCUUCCGGAAUAUCCAAUUGUAGAUUAUAGGACUCGCUGGAGUGGCAUCACCUGGAAGCACAUGAGAAAAGCAAUUCCUUUCCGGAUUGCACAGGGUGAGAUCAUACAGAUUUUGAAGGAUAAAAUAGUUGUGGGCCAUGCUCUCCACAAUGAUUUCCGAGCCUUAAAAUAUUUUCACCCCCGAGCCUGGAGGCGCGAUACAAGCCAGUGUCCUCUGCUGAAGAAGAAAGUGGCCUCCACUCUGAAGCCAUCUAUGUCUCUCAAGAGCCUGGCUGAUCAGCUGCUACACAAAAACAUCCAGGUUGGCAAACAUGGGCAUUCAUCUGUUGAAGAUGCUCAAGCUUCUAUGGAGCUUUACAGAUUGGUAGAGUUUCAAUGGGAGGAACUACUGACUCCACAUCACUCCACAAGCCUUUCAGAUAGCAUCCUGGACAGCGACACUGAUAACAGUUGCUACAUGGAUGAUCAGUAUUGGCCCAAGGACCUUGAUGUAGACUGCAAAUGAAAGUUCGGGUUUUAGAAAGAAAUUGUAAAGAAAUUACCCGGCCAUUCUGAAGAGAGAACUUGGUUAAAUGUGAGGAUUUGUGUCUUCCAGCAUCAUCGAAGCAGUAUUAUUUACAUUUGUUUUCCUCAAAGGGUGUAGACGCCAAAGAAAACAUUGAGCCCAAAUAAGCUUUUUCAGUUUUGAACCUUUGAGCAUUGUGCCCAAAGGAACUCCAGCUUUAAGCCUUUGAAUGUUGAGGGAGAGAAGUUUAUCCAUUUCCUUUUCAGAAAGCAUCCUUCUCAAUUCUUUUCUUGCAGAAUGAAUGAUUAUGAGUAAACUGCUGAAUCAGCCUAGACCUGGGGGGGGGGGAAGGAGGGAGAGAUCCUUUUCAAGCUGAUUGAAUUACUUUCCUUUUACUCCAGGCCUAAUUUUGGAUUUACUGUCUCAUUAAAAUGCUGAAUGAAAAAAACAAGGUGAUGCAUUUCCAGUCUUAAUGCUGUGGAGCUGUGUAGAUGUCUACUGUGUGUGUGUGUGUGUGUGUGUGUGUGUGUAACAAUCCAACUGAUUUACGUAGUAUUUUUUUUCUUCUGUGUAAACCACUUAGGAAUGCGUUCGUAUGCUGAAAUGUAACCAGAACCAUUGGGUCAUGGUUACAUUCAGUAACACUUCCUGCCGGGAUAAUAGCUGCCAAAAAAAAAAGUGUUUUGUAUCCCUAAUUGUGUUAGUGAUAGGCUGAUUUGCAUAUUUUGAAAGUUUCCCUGUUGAUGAGUACAUCCAAAGGGAGUUUGGGACCACUUAUGCAAACCAUUUGAUAUCUUUCCGCAGCAAAUUCCAGCUUUCUGCCUGGAAUAGUAGAACUCUUGAGUUGCUGCAAAUUCCAGUUGAAGGAUUAUGAUGCUGAACACACACACACACACACACACAAAGGGGGGGGGUGAACCCCACAGAUGAUCAAAGCUAAACUAGGCUUUCCAGAAUAUUAAACAGAAGUAGGAAUUAGCCAUCUCUUAAAACAAGUGUGAGUUAAGCAUUGAGCGUGAAAAGUGCCUCUCUUGUUCAAUCAUACUGUUCUUCUAUCUAAAAUCGGAAGUUAGAGCAGAGUCAUCUUCAUUGCUUUCACAGUUGCUCAUGACUUGGGGUUCAAAUGGAAAAGCUCACCCAAAAUUCUCUGGUGCCUUCAUCAGAUUGAGUCAAAGCUCUCUCUGUUUAGAAAUGGGAAAGCUGCUAUGCUUCAGAAUUAGUUCCCAGCAUCCCACAUGUUUGGAGAUAUUGCCUGGAACUUCUGAGGUUGAUAGUUCAUUUGGCGGGAUGUGCGCAUGUGUGUGCAUGUGCUGUCUUGGUGUCAUUCCUCUACCUGAAGCUGGAUUGAUGACUAGUUAAAUUUUUUUCAUGUGCCUAUGUGCCUUUAAAUUAAAUUGCACUGUGGUGAUUGAUGCUUUUUUCACAUACACCUGCAUGCACAUCAGAGAAUUCUCAGAGCAAAACCACUGGCUGCUUUGUAGUUUGAGGUGGGGCAGGGAGGAUACACAAUUUCUUGAAAGAAUGCCAUUGUUUUACAAAGUACUCCACGGGGAAUAUUUCUUUGCAUUCUGUCCCAAAUUUCCCACCCUUCAUGUUUACUUCAAAUGCUGGUAUGCAGAUUAACACUGCUUUAACUGCCUUAAUUAAAAAAAAAAAAGCUUCAUCUUGAUGUGUUGAGUUGAAUGUCUUCUUUGGUAUCUGUGUUAUCUUUUUAUGCAUGAAAGAUUCGUCCAUUAAGCUUCUCCCAGCUGGAAUCUGAAAUUAUGGAGUCCACAAAUAAGCUUGCUUCCUUCCCUUACGUUUGUGUAAACUAAAGCCAGGCCUUAAUUCAUGGAGUGGGGGGUGGGCUCAAUGGUCUCCCUGAGAUAUCUAGAACUAUGGUUAAAAAAUACCCAGAAGAUCCACAGGUUUCCAACUCCUGACAUGAAGAAUACUAAUACCAAACACUGUAUAUUUUAUUCAUAUGUACAAUGAUGUAUAUAUAAUAUUGUGUAAUGAAUAAAUAAAGGUAUUUCUGUUUGCAUCAAAAAAAUAAA
This is a messenger RNA of Crotalus tigris (Tiger rattlesnake), 5295 nucleotides long. Its product is annotated as apoptosis-enhancing nuclease-like. The record is from RefSeq and is a predicted model, not a curated record. The coding region runs from base 1913 to 3259 and encodes 448 amino acids. The transcript has 9 exons. Gene Ontology annotation, cellular component: nucleus. NCBI's taxonomy places the organism in Eukaryota, Metazoa, Chordata, Lepidosauria, Squamata, Viperidae. Gene Ontology annotation, molecular function: nucleic acid binding; exonuclease activity.